Phytomonas sp. Hart1 is the source of this 648-nucleotide messenger RNA. The record is from the annotation of a GenBank genome assembly. NCBI's taxonomy places the organism in Eukaryota, Euglenozoa, Kinetoplastea, Trypanosomatida, Trypanosomatidae.
GAGAGAAGGUGAUUCACACCACAUUGUGAGUACAUUUUUAAGUUUUACUAGUUUUUACUCAUAUUUGGGGUGAAAAGCGUACACUAUGAAUUACCAGGUAAAACUAGAGUCUCUCCGUAUCGAGACGAUGAUGAGCGGACUGAGGGAAGAGUGUUUCAAUUUGUGUUGCACGAAUCUAUCUCAGAAUGAACUAACCAGAGAUGAAGUUAAUUGCAUCGAUCGUUGUUCCUGGCGUUAUUUGCAUACACACAAGAUCAUUAACGAUGCUGUGAAACGAGGCAUGCAGGGUGAAAAAAAUAAUACAUUUUAGUGAUUUGAGCAGACAUGGUUUCGUCAAAUCUUUCUUUUCCUCCUUUCGUGCAUUUUCUGCUCAUUGUUUUUGGUAUAUUUCGUGUACUCAUAUAUCAAAAGUGAUUUGUGCUCUUAGGUUUUGCCGACGGCGUGGAGAACUUGGAAUGAAUUUUGUUAAGUUGCUUAAAUUUGCAACUUCACUACUCUUCUGCGCGGAAGCUUUAUAUCUAAAAUUGAUAACAUGAAGUAAUAGGUGCUUCCUUUAUAUUUAUUUAAAAGUGUUCCAUACAAAAAUGCAAUACUUCUCUAUGCUGAGCACUGGGAUACUAUUGAAGUGAGAUUCAGUUGCUUUUUCUU